Molecule: messenger RNA, 1239 nt
Organism: Caenorhabditis bovis
Lineage: Eukaryota; Metazoa; Nematoda; Chromadorea; Rhabditida; Rhabditidae
Source: the annotation of a GenBank genome assembly
AUGCAAAUUUCUGGAAUCGACGAUGGUUUGGAAGAACGGCAUUGGAGCGUCAUUUUGCUUGAAAAUGAAGAGAUGGGACGCGAAUCGACUCCGACGACACCAGAAGCAAUUUAUACGGAGAAUCGCCGAUAUUUCUCUGACUCUGAUAAUUGGAGAUCGCGACAUCGUGAACAGAACAUGGUUGAAUAUUGGGUUCCACCAGAAACGAAUACAAAGAAAACCACUGCUACAAAUGGUGCCCAAACUCAGAAAAAGAGCAGUCAACCAUCAUACGGUGGCGGCCAAAACGGGCGAAAAUCGAUGAAAAUUCCCAAGGUCAAAGAGCCCCGCAAUGAAAACUCGAGCAAGAAAAGUUCGGCAGAUUCACCACCAAACGCAUUACGCAUUUUAUAUUGGCGAAUGGCGAAUAAUUUUGAGAAUGUUGGAGACAAAAUUGGUAACUUUGCUAGAAAACUUCAAAUUUUGAGAAACAAAUGGAAAGCUAACAAAGUUGCGCCAAUUCAUACAAAAGUUCAAUCUCGUCAUUUGGAACUAGAGCCCCUGUGUUGUUUAUCAUCAUGUUUGGUGAGAGGCGGAUGUACAACUGUCAUCGUUUUUGAGCUUAUUUAUAUUGCCGUAACCUCACUGCUCAUCUUACAAAAAUUCGGAAAAGCCGACUUCAAAUUGUGGUCACCAAUUCCGAAAUCUUUGAACGCCUGCUUCGAACAUCAAUCAUUUUAUUAUGCUAUUCUUUUAUACGACCUGAUUUUGUUUAUUAUUGCCGUUGGCACAGCAAGGUCAUUGGUGAAUUUUGAAAAGACGAUUCUACAAAUUCAUUUCUAUUUUUGCUUCUUCUCUUUCAUUGCGAAUUUUGCAUUUUUAAUUUUCUCAAUCUGGACAUUGGCGAGCCCUGGACCACUUCAUGCUUCAACGUUUUUUAACGCCCUUCUCAUUUUCUGUUUUAUCGCGCAAUUACCGUUGCAAUUGUGGGCGGUAACUGUUCUCUUCUUCGCUGAUGAGAAUUUCGAUUUUUCGUUCGCAGGUGCUGCAGUUUCACUGGCACGUCUUGGCGAGACAGUGUGUGGAACGGUGUUGAAAGAAGACGAAAUUGUUGCACAUUCAGUCAGAACACUAUCUGGGGCUAAAAACGUUUGCAAAUUGGCGAAAUCGAAGGUUAGUAUGUUUACAUUCAUGAUGCACGCACGUUUCUUGUGGGACAAUUUCAACGUGUUCGGUGGAACGACGGAGAUUGCGAUCUGA